GGUCACAUGCACACCCAUCCAUGUAUGGGACCUAAUAUAUAGUGAAUGAGAGGAAACAGUAUCCAGAGGAGGGAUCAAGCGAUCACACACACAAGGAUACUUUAAAGGACUAAGCCACACAAUUAUUAUGGCGUCAGCACUAAUGCUGGUGUUUUUAACUGCUCUUCCUGGGGUCCUCUGCUACCAAUCCUCAUUCAUUGAUCUGGAAGCUAAAGGAAGUAACAAGUCCUCUAUCGGAUUCCUGGUUUUGGGGGACUGGGGUGGGCUGCCAUACCCUCCCUAUAUUACCCCUAUAGAGAAGGCCACUGCUCGUAUGAUGGCCAAAACUGCUUCUCAGAUGGGCGCAGACUUCAUUUUAGCAGUUGGUGACAACUUCUACUAUAAGGGCGUCACUGAUGUCAAUGACCCUAGAUUCCAGGUCACAUUUGAAGAUGUCUACAAUCAGGACUCUCUUAAUAUUCCGUGGUACGUCAUUGCUGGCAAUCACGACCAUGUAGGAAACGUCCUUGCACAAAUUGAGUACAGCCAGAAGUCAAAGAGAUGGAACUUCCCCUACUAUUAUUAUGAGCUGAAUUUCCGCAUUCCUCAAACGGACAGCACUCUGACCAUCAUAAUGCUGGACACUGUGUUGCUGUGCGGAAACUCUGAUGACUUCCUUGACCAGCAGCCCAAGGCACCCCGAAGUGGUGUUCAGGCCAACAGACAGCUGCUGUGGCUUCAGGAACGCUUGGCAAAGUCUAAGGCUGAUUAUCUCCUGGUGGCUGGCCAUUAUCCGGUAUGGUCCAUAUCCGCGCAUGGGCCAACUGACUGUCUGCUGAAGAACUUGAGACCACUGCUCAAGAAGUACAGGGCUACUGCUUAUCUGUGUGGCCAUGAUCACAAUCUACAAUACAUCAAGGAGUCUGGUAUUGGUUAUGUGGUCAGUGGAGCUGGUAACUUUAUGGAUCCUGACAUGCGGCACCGCAACAAGGUUCCUAAAGACUACCUCCAGUUCUUCAGUGGUGAUGCCGGCACCUUGGGAGGCUUUGCCCAUGUGGAGGUUAACAAGAAUGAGAUGACUGUUACUUUUAUCCAGGCUAGAGGAACCUCUCUUUAUAGGGCUGUUCUUAAAAAGCGUGGUCUCUUCAGAGAAGAUGACAAUGUUUGAAUUUCUUAUCUAGUUUUAAUGUGACUUUUGGAUUAGAGUAGAGUUUUAAAUGGUAAGUUAUGUUUUGAGAAUCUGUAAGUGUUUUAAACAUGAUUAUUAAAUUACUACUUUUAAA
Molecule: messenger RNA, 1262 nt
Organism: Carassius gibelio (silver crucian carp)
Lineage: Eukaryota; Metazoa; Chordata; Actinopteri; Cypriniformes; Cyprinidae
Product: tartrate-resistant acid phosphatase type 5
Exons: 6
Coding region: 128-1147 (339 amino acids)
Biological process (GO): bone resorption
Molecular function (GO): ferric iron binding; ferrous iron binding; acid phosphatase activity
Source: RefSeq, a predicted model, not a curated record